Messenger RNA from Westerdykella ornata, 2079 nucleotides. RefSeq lists its product as uncharacterized. The transcript has 3 exons. NCBI's taxonomy places the organism in Eukaryota, Fungi, Ascomycota, Dothideomycetes, Pleosporales, Sporormiaceae. Bases 1 to 2079 code for a protein of 692 amino acids. The record is from RefSeq and is a predicted model, not a curated record.
AUGGGCUGUCUCAAGCAUCUGCAGAUCGCCUGCACUGGCAACCUAGACGCAAAACCUGAAGAUCUCAAGCGCUGGGUCGAGAACAACGACGGGCGAUGGAUGUCUAAGGUCGGCAAGGGGAUCACGCAUCUUGUUGCGUCGAAGGAGGCUUGGAAGAGAAACACGGCAGACGUCCAAGCCGCAUCGCACCUCGGCGCCAAAAUCGUCAGCUACGACUGGCUCGAAGACUCCCUGCACGCGAAGCGCAAACUCGCCGAGAAGAAGUAUCUCUGGAGCACCAUCGACAAGGAGAAGAAGAAGAGGCGGAAGAUGAAGAGGUUGGCGGGGAGGUAUGAUCGAGCGAAGUUCGCCAAGGAGACGCAGAAGGCGCGAGAGGACCUGGGCACAAGUAAGUCUUCCUCUUCUUCGUGCCGCGGUCGUCGUAGCGCAGUCUCGGGGGGUGGGUUCUUCAUGAGUAGUCUUGCGGCGUUGCGGGAGGAGAGGGAGAUGAGGGAGGGGCGGGAGAAGAAGAUGAAUGCUGAGAAAGACGAGGAGGAAGGGAAAGAGGGUGGCGGUUGUGGCAAUGACGGGGAGAUGGAGGGAGGGAGGUCUGGGGUCGAAGACGCGGGUGGAGAGGAGGGCGGGGAGCUGGAGAUGGAGGCUGAUGAAGGGGAGGCUGAGGAGGACCAGGACCAACACAUGGAAGUGGAGGAGAUGGAGGAGAAUGAAGACACCGCCGAGAAGGACGAGGACGAAGACGGAGAGGUCGACAUGGCGAAGCGAUCCGAACCCGAGGAAGACACCACAAACGUCGAGCAUCCACAAAACGAAGCCUCCAAAGCCAACGACACCCCUCCAUCUUCUCCUCCCCGUUCCUCUCUCUCUCCUCCCGCCCCAACGCCAUCAUCAACACCCAAGGAACCCGCCCUCCACAACACCCUCCCAACACCACCACACUCAACACCCUCCUCCCAACAACAAUCCCACCCCGCCCUCCACAACACCCUCCCAACACCACCACACUCAACACCCUCCUCCCAACAACAAUCCCACCCCGCCCCUCCACCACCUGCAUCCACCACCUCACCCCAUCCAUCAUCCCCAGCACCCCCAAAAGCUGAACGCCUAACAGACACACACCACAUCUACCUCGACCGGCUCGGCUUCUCGUACGACCUCACCCUCUUCCGGCACAACUUCCACCGCAACGCGCACGCAAAAUACAUCAUCCGGCUGUACGAAAGCCACGCCCUGCCGCACACGUACGCGACGUUUGUGCGGUACUUCCCGCCCGCGAACUCGAACGCUCCAGCCUCGGCGCAGGGAUCCGGUGGUGCAAUGGCUGUGGGAACGACGACGACGACGAUGACGACGAGCAUGGCUGCUACUACCACUACUGCUACUGCUACAUCCUCACCACCAACUCCAACUCCUUCAUCCACCUCCCAACAAUCCCAAACCCAACAACCCCAUCCCUCCCUCCUCCUUGCCCUCAACUCCAUAACUCCCCUCCCACCACCCACACCCACCACCCCACCACCCUCGCACCUCCCCUACCGCACGCUCCUCACCCCCCUAGGCUCCUCCUUCCCUUCCGCCUUCUCAUCCUUCACAUCCGCCUUCCGCACCCUCACAUUCCUCGCCUGGGAAGAGCGAUACCUUCCAAACUGGAAGGACCUGCAGAAGGAGCGCGCGAGGGUGAGCAGGAGAGAGCCGUUUAGCUGGGUCAGGCCGGGCGUGGGGUUGAGUUUGGGUGUUGAGGGCCCGAAGGGGGAUGGGGGUGGGAUUGGAGAGUGCGUGGAGCUGGGGUUGCCGGGGAUGGAUGUUGGGUUGGAUAGGCAGGGGGUGUUUGGGGGGGAGAUAUUGAGGGAGGAGGAGAGGGUAAAAAGGAGGGAGGAGGAGGAGAUGAAGGAGAGGGAGAGGGAGAGGGGGAAGGGGAGGAAGGAGGGUAGGGGAGGUGUACAGAAGGUCAAGGCGAAGGCGAAGGUGAAGGUGCAGGAGAUGGAUCCCGGACGGGCGAGGAUUUUCAGGGGUCCGAUUUGGGGUGGUGGGAUGAUGAGGCUUUACAAGAAUUAUAGCAUGGGUGACGGACGAUUGUGA